Messenger RNA from Caenorhabditis sp. 36 PRJEB53466, 890 nucleotides. Lineage: Eukaryota; Metazoa; Nematoda; Chromadorea; Rhabditida; Rhabditidae. The record is from the annotation of a GenBank genome assembly.
AUGCUCCGUUUCAUCGUCGGACUCUCGUCCGUCGUCCUUGCGGCCGCACUCUUUAAUCCGCUGCUCCCGACUCUCGGCGACUAUCUGCUCAACGAGCAACAAGUCCGUACUUAUUUCUUCGGUCACAAGAACUAUGCCACCGGCACUUGCAACAGUGUCCCAUUCGCGUCUGCUCAGGUAUCCAAUGCCUUUCUCUUUUGAUCGUCCCUUUCGUUUUCUCUCCAGGCUGGAUUCGCUUCUGCCGUCGGUCUUCCGUCCACAACCACGUGGCGAGAUGCGACCACGCUCACCAAUGCGACGAUGACGAUGAUCGACACCGGAAUCGACGGACUCGCCGCCGUCUGCGCGUAUGAUCCGUCGUCAUCAGCCCCUCCCGAAAGAAAGAUUUCAGGUCCCGUCAGCAGUUCGUGCAGACUCUCGGACAGACCUACGACACGUGCAUCGACCGAUUCUAUCUGAUUUCGCUCGGAAACACCGACUGGUGGAAUGUAAUGGUGUACACUCAUCUGAUGAAACAUCUCGAGUUCAUCUGCAGCACUGGAUUCGACGGUCUUUUCCGAUCGAUUGUAAUCCACUAAAAGCAAUCCGUUUUCAGUGUACCAGAGCAAUCUGGACUGCAUCCGAAAGGGAGAGACUACCGAUGGGACCGUCUACCGUGCCUGCUUUUACAAGUUCAACGCGACCGUUAAUGCCAAUCCGAACAACUUCUGUGGAGCGACGGAGACGUUCAUCGGAUGCAUCAAGGACUUCUUCACCAUCGAGUGCAACGCCUAUGUGAGAUUUCUUUCAGUUUCAACACGCCUGAAUAAAUCACAUUUAAGGUGGGAUGGAUGCAAUGCGAACUUGAGCGUAUCGGAUUCGCUUACGACUGCUACGGACUUUCAUGUUAA